Agelaius phoeniceus (red-winged blackbird) is the source of this 1344-nucleotide messenger RNA. The record is from RefSeq and is a predicted model, not a curated record. Lineage: Eukaryota; Metazoa; Chordata; Aves; Passeriformes; Icteridae.
AUGGCGGCCCCUCCUUCCCCUCACCGCCAGGAGGAAGCACCUCCACCAAUCAAAUCAAGGGCGGGAACCAGCCUGAGCAAUGGGAGCUGCGGGCGGGGCCGCGCCGCUGAGGAGAUCAACCAAUCAGGAGUGGUGUGGGCGGGGCCAAACAGGAGGAGGGCGGUGGUGCGCGUGCGCAGGCGGCUGAGGCGGGCGGUGAAGCGGCGGCGGCUCCGGGUGGAGGUGGCGGCGAUGGAGCCGGGAUACGGCGGCUACGGCACCUGGAGCACCGGGGCCACCGGCACCCAGGGUUCCUAUGGCACCAACACCAGCAGCUGGCAAGGCUUCGAGGGUUACGAGUUCUACCCCUCGCAAAGCUCCGCCCCCUCAGGAGCCUCCUCCUACAGCUACGGGGGAGGGGCGGCCCCGGCCGGAUCCUGGGACCCUCCCAAGGCUGAGCUGGGGCUGGGAUCCACCGAGGGAUCCACUGGGGCCUCGGGAGCCGCCUUCGGAUCGGGAUCCACCUUUGGAUCAGGAUCCACCUUUGGAGCGGGAUCUGGAGCAGCCUUUGGAUCGGGAUCCACCUUUGGAGCAGGGUCUGGAGCAGCCUUUGGGUCGGGAUCCACCUUUGGAGCUGGGUCUGGAGCUGCCUUCGGAUCGGGAUCCACCGGAUCCAGCUUUGGAUCAGGGUCUGGGACCACCUUUGGGUCAGGAGCCGCUUUUGGAUCAGGAUCUGGAGCCGCUUUUGGAUCAGGAUCUGGAGCCGCUUUUGGAUCAGGAUCUGCUGGAUCCACCUUUGGAUCAGGCUCAGGAUCCACCUUUGGAUCAGGAUCUGGAACCACCUUUGGAUCAGGAUCUGGAACCACCUUUGGCUCAAGCUCAGGAUCCACCUUUGGAUCAGGAUCUGGAACCGCCUUUGCCUCAGGCUCCGCCUUUGCCUCAGGCUCUGGAUCCACCUUUGCCUCGGGAUCUGCUGGAUCCACCUUUGCCUCGGGAUCCACUUUUGCCUCGGGAUCUGGAUCCACUUUUGCCUCGGGCUCUGCCGGAUCCACUUUUGCCUCGGGCUCCGGAUCCGCCUUUGCCUCGGGCUCCGCCCUGGGCUCCUCGGGCUCCUCCAACCCCGACUCCAUCAUCGCCAAGAUCAACCAGAGGCUGGACCUGCUGGCCAAGGAGGGCAGCGCUGGGGACGGGCCUGAGCAGCACCACAGCUCCUUCCGCUUCGACUCCCUGGGCUCCUUCUCCUCGCGGGAUUCCCGGGAUCCCUUCCGGGGGGGGGCUCAGACCAUGGGGAUCCCUUUGGAGCCCCCCCCCCCAAACCGGGUCCCCUUUGGAGCCCCCUUGGGCCGGGCAUUUCUCUUGCCCUAA